Molecule: messenger RNA, 885 nt
Organism: Saccharomyces eubayanus
Lineage: Eukaryota; Fungi; Ascomycota; Saccharomycetes; Saccharomycetales; Saccharomycetaceae
Gene: SLD5
Product: DNA replication protein SLD5
Exons: 1
Coding region: 1-885 (294 amino acids)
Biological process (GO): double-strand break repair via break-induced replication; DNA-templated DNA replication
Cellular component (GO): GINS complex
Source: RefSeq, a predicted model, not a curated record
AUGGACAUUAAUAUAGAUGACAUCCUUGCGGAGUUGGACAAAGAAACUACCGCUGUAGACUCCACCAAUAUCACGCAGGGCUCUUCUUCCACUGCCCACGGAGAUGCACUUACAAUAGUAAACUCGUCACUAGACUCAAGUGUCAAGACUCAUACAUACGUUUCGCCCCAGCGGGAUUUUGCCAACUUAAUGAAGUGCUGGAGGAACGAACGGUGUUCGCCGGAGCUUUUGGCGUAUCCGCAUCAGCUAAUGAAAAGACUGUUGAACCGAAUAUCCGCGCAAUCACAAUUGAUUGAGAACAUAUCAAUGGGGUUCCUCGAUAUGCAAAACGCAUCCAGUGCGAACCGUUCCAUGCCCAACGACUCCAAACUCCCUCUGCUUUGCAUGGAAACCGAACUAGAGAGACUGAAGUUUGUUAUUAGAAGCUACGUACGAUGUAGGCUCGGCAAGAUCGACAAAUUCUCGCUCUACUUACGACAACUAAAUGAAGACGAAAACUCGCUGACCUCCCUUACCGAUUUAUUGUCCGGUGACGAAAUCAAAUACCACGACUCGCAUUCUCUUAUCUGGUUGAAACUCAUCAAUGAUUCCAUACUGAAGUACAUGCCUGAAGAGCUGCAAGCAAUUAACGACACUGAAGGGAGCGUAAGCAUGAUAGACGAGCCAGACUGGAACAAGUUCGUCUUCAUACACGUGAAUGGGCCGCCAGAAGGCCACUGGAACGAAGACCCCCUUCUGCAGGAAAACGAGUUUGGCAAGCCGUGCUACACUGUGACAAUCCCGGACUUGAACGAAGAGGUCGAACUAACCAUUGGCAGUAUUUAUGUCAUGAGAUAUGAGGUGAUCAGGGAUUUGUUAAGAGACGAUAAGAUCGCUCUUAUUUGA